Molecule: messenger RNA, 679 nt
Organism: Euleptes europaea (tarantolino)
Lineage: Eukaryota; Metazoa; Chordata; Lepidosauria; Squamata; Sphaerodactylidae
Gene: HACD4
Product: 3-hydroxyacyl-CoA dehydratase 4
Exons: 6
Coding region: 5-667 (220 amino acids)
Biological process (GO): fatty acid elongation; sphingolipid biosynthetic process; very long-chain fatty acid biosynthetic process
Cellular component (GO): endoplasmic reticulum membrane
Molecular function (GO): 3-hydroxyacyl-CoA dehydratase activity
Source: RefSeq, a predicted model, not a curated record
UGCAAUGGACACCUACUACAUUUUCAGCUAUUACUUGAUCCAGUUCUGUGGACAUUCCUGGAUGUUUACCAAUAUGAUCAUCAGGUUCUUGUCUUUUGGGGAAGAUUCUGUGGCCGAUACUUUCUAUUCUAUUGGACUUGUGAUGCGUAUUUGCCAGUCGUUGUCUAUACUGGAGCUCUUGCAUAUUUUUCUUGGCAUUGAAAAAGAUCGGUUUUCUCCAAGGCUUUUACAGAUUACAGAAAGAAUCAUGAUCUUAUUUGUUGUGAUUGCCAGUCAAGAAGAAGUUCAAGGGAAAUCUGUGGUGUGCCUUUUAUUUUUCCUCUGGAGCUUUCUUGAUGUGGUCAGAUAUACUUACUGCAUGUUAGCAGUGUUAGGAAUACACUUCCAAGGACUAACACGGCUCAGUUACGUGAUAUGGAUUCUUUUAUAUCCACUAUCGGUGUUGGCUGAAGCAUUUGCUAUAUAUGAAUCACUGCCUCACUUUGAAACCUCUGGCACUUACUCCAUCAAACUGCCCUUGCCAUUUGCUGUGCCCAUCUACUUUCCUUAUGUACUAAAAAUGUACAUGGUAACAUUGUUUGGAGGUAUGUGCUUCAUUGUCCGACACCUUGAUACGGAAUGGAACGCUCAUCUAAGAUGCUACAACGACAAAGUGAAAAGCAGCUAGUUCAGUUUUUUA